GUUCCCGUGUUUGGCUGGUGUCACGUUCGUUGCAUGCGUACUGUGCAUUUUCCGGUGUAGCGUGAUAAAGUGAAGACAGUAGAAUGAUCUAGACUCUUCGCAAAAAUGCUUGGUAUAAUUGUAUCUGGUCGAUUUGUACAAACAGAUUUCCAGCAAAUAGGAGAUAAUCAGUUUUUGAUAACAGUACCUGAUGCGGAUAACAUAAAUCAUAUUGUGAUAUUCCUUACAGGUGUUGUACCAUUUCCUGAUGGAGCAGGUGGUGCAGUAUAUUUCAGUUGGCCGGAUCCAACAGCCCCACCAAAUUGGCAAUUUCUGGGAUAUAUCUCGAAUUGCAAACCAUCAGCCAUAUUUAAGAUAUCAACACUGAAGAAAAACCAUGAAUUUGAAAAUAGUAAUUUAGGAAUUUUCGGAGUGGGAAAGAUUUCCCAUGUAGCACAAAUAGGAAUUUCAAUUGAGCCUCUUGGAGUCAUAGAGCAGCAAGCAGCUACAGUGUCUCUAGCCAUAUCAAACUCUUUCUUGGAUUUUGUUCAAAAGAUGAUUACCAGCUUUUUGAAUUAUGUAUCAAGUUUUUCAGUGACUCAGGCACAAAUGACACCAAAUCCAACUGAAAAUUUUGUACCACUGUCUACUAUCCAAGGAUGGUAUGAAACUUUUGAGAGAAGGUUGCAGCAAAAUCCAAAUUUUUGGAAAGCAUGAUGGGAAACUGUGAAUAACCGAUUCUCAUUAGUUGAUUUCCAUUUUGCAUUAAGACGACACGCCAAUCUUUAUUGUACACACUUUCUUUCGCGAAAGAAAGUGUAUUGCAUACAUGAAUUACCAUUUUUUAUAUUUUCACCAGUAUGUUAAUAAGAAUAUGUACGAUACUAUCGCGUACUAUAUAUAGAGUUUGCCACCUCUAAGCUAUCGACGCAAUAUCGACUAUGUUUAUAUUGUAAAAGAUAAUUGUAUUUAUGAAUUCUGAAUUUAUUAUUAUCAAUUACACAGCUAGUGUACGGUUUUCGUUGCGAAUGUUCUGCGAUCUAUGAAAAAUGCACUUGCAAUAUUGUAAAAGUAAAACAUAAAUAUUCAAUUUUUGAUAACGCAAAACUAAUCAUAUACAAAUCCAUGAUUAGUAAUUUAGAAAACGUAUGUGUCAGCGUUAAUUUUAUUCGAAUUUCGAUAUAAUUAUCACGAAAAUCUCUAUGGUGGAAACUGCAACAAGUGUAGCAGUAAUGUUUACCAUACAGCUCUGUAUUUUUAUGAAAACAAGGUUACAAUUCAUUGAUGCAUGCUUGCAUAAUAAAAUUCCCUCGA
This is a messenger RNA of Colletes gigas, 1293 nucleotides long. Its product is annotated as protein OPI10 homolog. The transcript is spliced from 3 exons. Gene Ontology annotation, cellular component: nucleus; cytosol. Bases 106 to 696 code for a protein of 196 amino acids. NCBI's taxonomy places the organism in Eukaryota, Metazoa, Arthropoda, Insecta, Hymenoptera, Colletidae. Gene Ontology annotation, biological process: protein import into nucleus. The record is from RefSeq and is a predicted model, not a curated record. Gene Ontology annotation, molecular function: nuclear import signal receptor activity; Hsp70 protein binding.